This is a messenger RNA of Fusarium keratoplasticum, 2313 nucleotides long. RefSeq lists its product as uncharacterized. The transcript is spliced from 6 exons. Bases 1 to 2313 code for a protein of 770 amino acids. NCBI's taxonomy places the organism in Eukaryota, Fungi, Ascomycota, Sordariomycetes, Hypocreales, Nectriaceae. The record is from RefSeq and is a predicted model, not a curated record.
AUGAAUCGCCAACCACUCCCCAGCGCCCCCAGGAGGACGAAUGAUGAAGUCGAGGACUACACAAUUGAAGAGAGAAAGACUCUUGAUAGCAUUGAAAAAAAGUAUACCAUAAAAUUUCCUCUGAAGGCGACUUACACCUCAUUAACGGGGCCUGAAUCCUUUCGUGAGCUGGUCCAGAACUGGAGAGACGCAAUUACUGUCUCGUACAAGACCGAGAUGGACAUCGUCGAAGAACGCAACAAUACUGAAAUCAUCUUCAAGGCGUAUGGACGCAGCACAGGGUCUGAAUGCCUCGGUUGCAUCUUAUUCAGGGGCCACAACGGAAGAGGCACCGUCGAGCUCACCAACCGCAAUUCUAGGCUGGAGCCCUAUCACCUCGACCUAGGUGGCACCACCAAAGCCGCCAACCAGGACCUUGCGGGCUUCCACGGCGAGGGCCUCAAGCUCGCCUUGCUGGUCCAGCAGCGAGAAGAGCAUAACCAUUCCGUCCGCUGCACUACCGGUGGCUUUGGCUGGUGCUUUGGGUAUACCACCCAGGCUAACCUCGCCACACACCUGACUCGUCUCAGUGAGGGAAAUGCGCGGAGAAAGGACAAACACCCGCAAGGUACUCUUGCUCCCUUUUACCCAAAUUAUAAGACUGAUGUCAGGUUCGUUAUCGGCGAGAUCAAGAAAGCCAAGAACGAGCGAGGCGAGACCGUCAGAUGGAGCCCCGUGAAGCGUGAAGAAUUCGAGUCCUGGUGCACCACCGUCCUCGCUUUUCAGGAACUCGACAAGAACAGCGUCCUGAAGACAAAAUAUGGCGAGAUUAUCAUGGAUCCCAAGCACAGAGGUAGCCUCUACCUCAAGGGUCUGCUCAUGCGCAGAUCUACGCGCUCUUGCUCGGCCAGCAUGACGGGCAAACCCCUCAAGUACGGCUACAAUUUCCAGAAUGGCACUACAAACCGAGAUAGAAGAACUCUGGGCUCAGCCGAGGAGGAGGGCCGUGCUAUCCUCGCAAUCUGGCAAGCGGCGCUGGUUGAACGGCCUGGCCUCGUGGGCGAACUCUCUGACAUCCUCAACUCUUCAGAUCCCCAGUGGGCAGAGGUUUCCAUGCUCCGUGUCGGCUUGCUACCUGAUACCGCCGACAAGCUCGCCCAACACCUCCUUUCGGAUACUUCCAAGUGGUAUUACUCUCCUAGGGAGAGAGAAGAGAAUCCUGGGCUCGACACGAUCAUCGCGAGCCUCGGCCGCCAGGGGUUCGCACUCGCAGUCGAGUACUGGGAUACUUUGGCGUCGUAUGGCCUUGUCCGUACCGCGAAGAGUGGGCAGCGAGGCCACUUCCGGUCUGCCACCACCGUCACCAUUCCGAGAGAUCAAUUCGCCCGGCAAAUGGAGAGGAUGCUCCGAGCAUGCCUAAGAGCAUGCCCCCAGACCAGCUCUUCAAAGCUCGAGUUUGUACAGGCCGGUUGUCUCUCAUUGAGGGCAUUCUUCCAAGAGAAGGACGGCGGGCUGGUCAGAGUCCAUGAGAGAUGGCUCCAUCGAGCCACCGUCAUGGGCGGGUUCGCCUUCCUAGAAGAUGUGUCCGAGGUUUACACUUCCUUGCAUGCUUACAAGGACUCUACUAUAGUCGUCACAUGGGAGGUCUUGAAGAGUUCCAUGGGCGAUCCUUCGUUCGAGGUUGCUCUUCAUGAUGCUUCGACCUGCUUAAGCCUCAAGGACAAAUUGCUUGCCAAAGACGUUGACGAGAGUGAUUCUGUCUGCCCCUCUCAAGUGCACAGCUCUCAGCGAAGAGCCACACAGACUACACAAACAGAAGCCUGCUGCAGAGUAGUAAGUGUCAUGGGAAAAUCUCGCGCCGGCGAGUCGAUGAAGUAUGCGGCAAAAUUCUGCAAUGUAAAGAAAGGAACACGAUACUUUGCCAUCGUCUACCGGCCUGACAAGCCCUCGUCCCUUGUCGUUGCGUCAAACAUGGGCGGUCUUCCCGGCAACACUCAUGGGGCUUCAAGAGUUCCAUCGGAUACGAGAGCUGAACCUCAACAAAUACCCUCAUACCCCUUUACAGGAGGCCAAGCCUUCCCCCAAACACCAUCACCCUUUCCAACCGGCCAAGGCAUCCCCCAUACGCGGCCGAUCCAGGGCCAAGGCAUGCCCGUACCAACAUUCGCAGGCGGCUUUUAUCCUCAAUGGCCCAGUCCCCAGGUGGUCAACCAGCUCCCAGUCAAGGCCCUGCGUCAAGUCAACUACCAUCAUCCCGCUCAAACUGUCCCUGGAUACCUCAGGGGCAAUGAAGGCAUGGGCCAGCCUUUUCAAAAGCGUAACCGCACUGGCUGA